This is a messenger RNA of Rubroshorea leprosula, 1482 nucleotides long. The record is from the annotation of a GenBank genome assembly. Lineage: Eukaryota; Viridiplantae; Streptophyta; Magnoliopsida; Malvales; Dipterocarpaceae.
AGCUUCUUCGUCUCUGGAAAUUGGAAUUGGCAGAAGGAAAGAAAGCAAAAAGCAGAAGCCAUGGAUGCAAAUGUGAAGCGGAAGCAAGCUAUAGUAUCCUCUCUGUGCAAACACUUGUCCCUCGAUCCUAAAGCAUUUUUGGGUGACGUUGCGGAGACUGAUUUUAAGGCUCUCUGGUCACAAAUUAUCAAUUCAUCAGCAAGUCAAUCACCCAAAAACAAUGACCAGGUUAUGAAGUGGAUUGCUUUUGCGGAGAGUUUUCCUACAGAUUCUAAGGCAUGCUUGGGUAGUCUGAAUGAGUUAAAUGCUGAUUUGGGUCACAAGUCUGUAAUUUUGGGCUGUGGAUUCACACCCUCUGAAGCUGAUGUUACUGUGUUUUCAGCGCUACAUCCUUCCGUGGUUGGCCUUUCAAUUUCUGACAAGGAAAAAUUCCCACAUCUUAUGCGAUGGAUGGAUUACAUCCAGAACAAGGAAGGUCUUGAUGAAUUCUUUGAAAAGAUAUUAUUGGAGAAGCCUGAUUUUGAGCCUCAGUUGCAGGGAGCAAAAAGCACAGCUAAGCAAGAAGUAGAUCCAAAUGUGAAAAAUACGACCAAAAGCACUAAAAGUGCUGACAAAUCGGAAGCAGACCCGAAUAUAAAGAAAAGUGAUGCUGGGAAAAAGGCCAUUGGAGACAAGGAAGCAGUUCAGGAUAAGAAGAAACUGCCUGUAACAGAAGCAGUUGAUAAAGAUAAGGAAGUUAGUGUUAGUUUACUAAAUAUACAGGUUGGUCUCAUUCGCAAAGCAUGGAAACAUCCAUCUGCUGAUAGUUUACUGGUUGAGGAGAUAGAUGUUGGAGAGGCUAAAUUGCGUCAGGUUGUUAGUGGUUUGGCAAAAUAUUGCAGUCCAGAUCAGUUAACGAACCGCCGCGUUGUGCUCAUUACAAACGUUAAACCUGGAAAGCUACGAGAUGUCAUGUCAGAGGGACUGGUGCUUUGUGCUUCUAAUGAGGAUCAUUCUGUUGUUGAGCCUUUACUCCCCCCAGAAGGGACAAAACUUGGGGAGCACAUUUCAUUUUCUGGGAUUGAUGGAAGACCAGAAGAUAUCCUGAAUCCAAAAAAGAAGCAGUUAGAGAAAAUAACUCCGCAUCUCUUCACUGAUGACAAGGGUGUGGCAACGUUCAAGGGAAUUCCAUUUAUGACUUCAGCUGGGCCUUGUACAUCGUCCAUUCCCAGAGCAAGCAUCAAAUAAUGACAACAAUAUAUCAAACCAUAUAGAUGGGUGUUACUAGUUGUGGUCAGGGUUCUCAGCUCUAGCUUUUACUUGCUGAAAUGUCAACAGUAUGAAAUGCAAUGUGUCAUGUUAAUUGAUCAAAAUGGUGUUGCUGUUACUUCAUUUGAUUUGAAUUUUGAUACGACUUGAACUUACGCUAACAGCAGAAUCUCGACUGUCAAGAAAUUUUUUGUGAUCAAAUCUGGUUGUCUAUCUAUGGUUCUCCUGAGUAUU